Molecule: messenger RNA, 680 nt
Organism: Pocillopora meandrina
Lineage: Eukaryota; Metazoa; Cnidaria; Anthozoa; Scleractinia; Pocilloporidae
Source: the annotation of a GenBank genome assembly
AUGCUUCAUUCCUUUGACUCUAGGCAUGGUACUCAGUAUACACUUGUAUUUUUUGGCUCAUUUUAUCUUGAAGAUUGUGACUAUUUUUUAGUGUUAGCCUUUUUGUUUAUUUUCAGGUGCAAAGUCUGUGACUAAAGCAAUAAAGAAAGUUGCCUCGGGACCACAGAGGGAUGAGGGCUCAAAGUGGUUUUUUGAAUUGUCCGACAAAGGUAAGAUAUCUUUCUUAUGAGAGUCAUCAAAAGCUAUCUUCACUCUACAAUUAUCUGCUGAUGUCAAAUUCCUUCUUUAGAUAAGAUGAAUACAAUGGUAUAUACUAAUUGUGAAUACUUUUCAGUGAAAAGUACAAGGACUCAAGUGUACUUUUGCAUGAUUGUACAGGGUACACUGUUGGAUGUAGUUAACCAUUAUCAAGUAAUUUUAAUGACUGUUUAUUGAGAACAGCAUUUUGUUUUCAUUUUUAAUUUACCCUUUGUUGUGUAAUUCUUGUAGGAUAUGACAUAACUCAUUACCUCAAAGAUUGCACACAUUUCUUUAAUAAUGGUGAACAAGAGACAUUUAUAACUGUUUAAAUAAAUUUAAAUUUCUAUUUAUUGCUACUGAUUUAUUAAUAUAUUUUUCUAUAACUUUGUGCAUUUAUUACUCAGGGAAAUCAUGUCAGAUGCCGUGCAGAGUCACGGUGA